AUGUCCACCGACAAGGCGACCCGCGACGCGUCGCUGGCGGCCACCGACCGCAUCAACCAGUGGUCCGUGGACGCCAACAUGAGGGUGGACGUGUACGAGGCCCUCAAGGCGUUCAACAAGACGCCAGAGGCCAAGGCGCUCAAGGGGGAGCAGGCGCGGUUCUUCACAUUUGCGCUGCGCGACGCGCGGCGCUCGGGCCUUGACCUGCCGAAGGACAAGAGGGACGAGUUGUCAGCUCUUUUGAAAAAGAUGGCAACAAUUAAGCUGGACUUCUCGGCCUGCCUAACUGCAGACACCACCCACCUUUCGUUCCUGCCCUCCGAGCUCAACGGCACCACGAAGGAGUUUGUGGCCGGCCUCAAGCGCGACCCCAACAACACCAACAAGGCGAGAUUCACCAGACCAGGCCUUGUCAUCGUGACUGUGAAGUACCCGGACUACUACCCUAUCAUUCAGGAGUGCACGGUUGAGAGCACCCGCAAGCAGAUGGAGUUUGCAUACAACAACGUCUGCGCGGACACAAACACAAAGCGCCUUGACGACCUCGUGGCCCUCAGGGCCAAGGUGGCUGCUAUCCUCGGCUACGCCAAUUGGGCCGCCUACACCCAGGAGACCCUGAUGGCCAAGAACCCUGAGCGCGUCAUGAAGUUCCUCACCGAGCUCAGGGCCAAGCUGGUCAAGCUGCGUGACCAGCAGUACGACGUGCUGCUGCAGUACAAGCGCCAGGAGAAGGAGGCGCAGGGAAAGAAGUUUGACGGCAUUGAGAAGCGCGACUUCAGUGUGGACAAGCAGGAGGUGCAACAGUACUUCCCGAUCGCGUACGUGGUGCCCAAGCUGCUUGACGUGUACCAGGAGCUGCUGGGCCUGAGGUUCCAGCUCGACACCGCCCUCUCAAAGGCUGCGUGGGCGCCAGGGGUCGAGGCCUACAAGGUUUUUGAUGCCAAGUCCAAGGAGCUGCUGGGGAUCUUCUACCUGGACCUGCACCCGAGGGAGGGCAAGUUUGGCCACGCAGCCAUGUUCGGCCUGCAGCCGCCGAGCUGGAUCCAAGUAGGCGGCAAGACUGAGAAGCUGAUUGGGGUCGGCUCGCUGAUGUGCAACUUCCCUGACGACACGCCGACGCAGCCCGGCCUCCUGCCCCAUGAUGAUGUGACCACCCUGUUCCAUGAGAUGGGCCACAUGUUCCACCAGAUCCUCGGCCGCACAAAGAUCGCCAGCUUUGCGGGCACCAGCACUGACACUGACUUUGUCGAGGCCCCCAGCCAGAUGCUCGAGAACUGGACGUGGGAGCCGGAGGUGCUGCGUCGCAUCACAAAGCACCACAAGACUGGCAAGAUCAUGCCAGAGCACCUGAUUGCCAAGCUGGUCAAGAGCCGCGUCGCAAACGCAGGCAUCAGCAACAUGAAGCAGCUCGCGUACGGCCUCUACGACCAGAAGGUCCACACCAGCACAAACAUCAGCACAGCCGACACGUACAUACAG
Molecule: messenger RNA, 1479 nt
Organism: Monoraphidium neglectum
Lineage: Eukaryota; Viridiplantae; Chlorophyta; Chlorophyceae; Sphaeropleales; Selenastraceae
Product: thimet oligopeptidase 1
Exons: 17
Biological process (GO): proteolysis; peptide metabolic process
Cellular component (GO): mitochondrial intermembrane space
Molecular function (GO): metalloendopeptidase activity
Source: RefSeq, a predicted model, not a curated record